AUUUUUUAAUAUUAUUAUUAAAUAAAAGCAUGGUAAAAAUAUCACGACGGUUGAGUCUAGCGUCGUGUGGUUGAUUAUGUGAAAUAUUUAACCGAGAAAAAGAGCAGCGCCAAGAUUUCGCCCUCCCCCCACACCUUUCUACGCCCUCGCAAAUUAUUUCAGUCCGCAGCCAGCAGAGCCUGGAGACCAGCGACGUGUCGAUUGGACUUCCUCGCCAUCGACCUCUGCCAGCGAGAAAGAGGCAUUCUCUUGCUACCUGCUUGUCUUUUUGUCGGAUUCCUUUUCUUAUUGUCGGAAAUGGCGGACAGUAUUGAGGAACGGCUCCGAAGCCAUGCUCAGGCCUUUGAUGGAUUACUGUCGUUGAUUCCUGCAAAAUAUUACUACGGAGAAGAUACAACGGAUCAAUGGCAGCGCAAGAAGCAAACAAAGGAGGAGGCUCGAAAUGCCAAACGUGCCAAGCUCGACCCUGAUUCCUCGAAAACUGCAAAAGAUGUAAUGGACGAAAAUGCCAGAAAGAGGAAGAGAAUGGAAGAUGAAGGAGAAGAAGCACAGCCAGGUUCCGAUGGCGAUGACGGCGAUGGAGAGCUAGGAACAGAAGCACCUAGGGAGGGCCUUGUUCGUGGUCAGAAGAAGCAAAAAAAGCAAAAAAAGGGAGAGAAAUCGGAAGAGGACCAGACUAAAGAUAAAGAUGAAAAUGAAAAUGUAGAGGCCCGCAGGAAACGGCAGGCAGAGAAAGCAGCGAAGAAAGCCGCAAAAAAGGAACAGAAGAAAUUGAAAGCAGCGGCCAAGUUGGAAAAGAAAAAGACGGCCAAGUCAAAUGCACAAGGAGAUUCCAAGGAGAGCGCGGAUGAGGACACUUCUAAAGACCAAAACCAACUGAAGCGCCACCAGCCUACUCUCAAUGGAGCACCUAAUGUUUACGAUGCUGAAGAAGUAGAUGAAGACAUUGCUCCUGUAGAAGGAUUCUCGGCUCUACAAGAUACCGAAGACGCAGAACCGGCAUCCACAGCUCCAUCAUCACCGGACCCUAACUCACAACCAUUUGAUCCUUCCAACCCACCAUCCGGAUCUUCCUCCAUCUCCUCCAUUGCCCCACCCGUAGCCCCUUCCGACACCGCAACAAAAUCAUCAACCACCACACAAUCCUCAAACGACGACACUAAAAAACCUAAGAGCCUAACCCCAGAAGAACUCAAGCAGCGAUUACAAAAGCGCAUAGAAGAACUACGAGCUGCCCGCCGCGCCGAUGGCUUCAACGGUAAACCCGCCCGCAACCGCCAAGAGCUCAUCGAAGCCAGACGGCAGCGCGAAGAACAGCGCAAAGCCCAUAAAAAGGAACUCCGCCAAAAGGCACGAGAGGAGGAGCAGAGGAAGCGUGACGAGGCCAUUGCACGACGAUUCUCCCCUCGUGGCUCUGGUUCAUUACUCGCCUCUCCACGUUCCCCAGCAGACUCCACCUCCUCGAUCCCAACCAACUUCUCUUUCGGCCGCGUCGUAUUCGCCGACGGCCAGCAGGCGGAUCCUAGCCUCAGCACCCUCGUUGAUGAAAAGAAGCGCAAGGGCCCGCAGGAUGCGCAGACGGCGCUGAAAGCGCUCGAGGCCAAACAGGCGCGGUUGGAGGGACUGGACGAGGCCAAGCGAGCCAACAUUGAAGAGAAGGACAUGUGGCUAAACGCGAAGAAGCGGGCGCAUGGCGAGCGGGUGAAGGAUGAUGUAUCGCUGUUAAAGAAGACGUUGAAUCGCAAGACGGGAAUGAAGAAGAAGAGUGAGAAGGAGUGGAAGGAGAGGAUUGAAGGGGUAAUUAAGGGGAAGGAGAUGAGGCAGAAGAAGAGAGAGGAGAAUUUGAGGAAGAGGAGGGAGGAGAAGGGGAGUAAGGGGGGGAAGAAGAAGGGGGGGGGUGGUAAGAAGACUCCGGGUGCUAAGAAGAGGCCUGGGUUUGAGGGCGGGUUUAAGGCGAAGAAGAAGUGAAUGAGUGGAAUGAAUGAACGUGGUCUUGUUUACCCGGGUUUUGUAAAGGAGUGAGGUAGGGACGGGGGGGAGGGGGAAAGGUUUGAAUUGGAAGCGGUUUGGUCCGGCUAAUAUACCUCUGUUUUUUUUUUUUU
Messenger RNA from Blastomyces gilchristii SLH14081, 2102 nucleotides. RefSeq names its product 60S ribosome biogenesis protein Rrp14. Gene Ontology annotation, cellular component: nucleolus. The coding region runs from base 298 to 1968 and encodes 556 amino acids. Gene Ontology annotation, molecular function: DNA binding; RNA binding. Gene Ontology annotation, biological process: ribosomal small subunit biogenesis; ribosomal large subunit biogenesis. The record is from RefSeq and is a predicted model, not a curated record. The transcript is spliced from 3 exons. NCBI's taxonomy places the organism in Eukaryota, Fungi, Ascomycota, Eurotiomycetes, Onygenales, Ajellomycetaceae.